AUGAAGUACACACGGUUUGUCGAACGCGGACGGGUGGUUUUUAUCACUCACGGCGCUUAUGCCAAAAAAGUUGCCGUCAUUGUUGACAUCAUCGAUCAAAAUCGAGUUGUAAUUGAUGGGCCUUGCCACGGUGUUCCUCGUCGCCCAGUCAAUUUAAAGCGGCUUCAUUUGACGAAGUUUGUCAUGAAGCUGCCAGAUAACUGCGGUACUCUAGGUAUUCAGGAUCUUUGGCACAGGCAAAAUAUUGGCAAACUAUGGGAAAAGUCCGCAUGGGCUAAGAAGCUGGCCAAGAAGGAACGACGCUCUGGUCUUAACGAUUUCCAGCGAUUCCAGGUGAUGGUCGCACGCAAACAGAGGAACAAUAUUAUUGCUAGCUAUCGUCACAGGAAGAGUACCCUUGAAACGAUUAAGAACAUGCGUCCAAAGGUCAAGUCAGCAUAA
This is a messenger RNA of Rodentolepis nana, 441 nucleotides long. The record is from the annotation of a GenBank genome assembly. Lineage: Eukaryota; Metazoa; Platyhelminthes; Cestoda; Cyclophyllidea; Hymenolepididae.